Molecule: messenger RNA, 778 nt
Organism: Phytophthora infestans T30-4
Lineage: Eukaryota; Oomycota; Peronosporomycetes; Peronosporales; Peronosporaceae
Exons: 1
Coding region: 1-729 (242 amino acids)
Molecular function (GO): phosphatidylinositol binding
Source: RefSeq, a predicted model, not a curated record
AUGUCAGCCACGCCGGCGCAACUACCAACGUACAACUCGUUUGCGUCGCGCAAGAGGUCUUCGCCGGCCGUCAAACCACUGCCCGAGGACGUGGCGUGGCUCAAGGACAUCACGCUCGAGAUGACAACGACCAAUUCAAUCCGCGCUGCUGUGAAGUAUAACUUGCGUGUAGACUACCACCCGGCGGGUUUCACUGCCACACACUGGGACGUCAAGCGCACAUUCGACCAGUACAAGGCGUUCCAGAAGCGUCUGCUGCGCCAGCUCCAGCCCAAGCACAGCUGCAAGGCAGAAUGUCGCUGGCUCUACAACACUGUCAAGAAACACUAUCCUAAGCCGACGCUACUAGGCUCACACUACCCGCCGAUCGUCGAUCAGCGUCGAAAAGCGUUGCUGCAACUGCUAACGACCGUACAAGCAUCUGUGGUGAACCAUGGCAAUCGCAACUGCAAAGUUAUGAUGGAAGCCGUGAGUCAAGAGCUCGCUGUCUUUCUCGUGGGCGACGAUACUCAGUGCGCCGACGACGUGACGCCGCCGAUGACGCCUACUACAGCUUCGGAGCUGGAGACGCCCGCCAACUUGUUACCGUCUUUCACACCUACCGUCUCAUCGGACGAAGGCGAGGAUGAGGACGAGGACACCGUCAACUACGACGAUGAUUUGUUCACAGGCUGGAGCUUGCCGAUGGAACAUCUCACCCUCGACCGUACUAUGAGCUCACCCGUGUAAGCCACGUAUCUACUGUAGUAUUUACCUAAAACUAUUAAAGCAAGUAACU